Messenger RNA from Bicyclus anynana (squinting bush brown), 4484 nucleotides. RefSeq lists its product as uncharacterized. The transcript is spliced from 2 exons. The coding region runs from base 39 to 3206 and encodes 1055 amino acids. The record is from RefSeq and is a predicted model, not a curated record. Gene Ontology annotation, molecular function: aspartic-type endopeptidase activity. Lineage: Eukaryota; Metazoa; Arthropoda; Insecta; Lepidoptera; Nymphalidae. Gene Ontology annotation, biological process: proteolysis.
UCACCGAGUAUAUACCAUUCAUAAGCCUUUUUAAAUCAAUGAUACAUAAUAAUUCAAGUCUAGACGUCAUACAAAAAUUAUACUACUUAAGAUCAUAUCUCAUAGGUGAACCUUUAGACUUAAUAAAAAAUUUACCAAUAACCCCUGAAAGCUAUAGUGAAGCACUCAAAUUAUUAGAAAAUAGGUAUGAAAAUAAGUAUAAAAUUGUGAAUGAACACAUAAGCCAUUUGUUAGAUUUAAAAUGUAUCACUAAGUCCACGGCUAGUAAUUUAAGAGACUUUGUGUCAUGUAUUAGACAACAAUUAGCUGCCAUAAGCAUUCAUGAGCCUAAUGUAAUACAUUGGAGUCCCAUACUUCUUUGCAUUUUCUCCCGUAAACUAGAUAGCUUUACAACGAGAGCCUACCAAAUGGAUAGAAGCUCUGAUAACAAGCCGAGCCUGGAAGAGUUUCUCCAGUACCUUGAGAAACGGGCCUUGGCUUUAGAAAAUGCUGAGCAAGGUCACACUGAGGGUAACUCACGGGUAGCUGCUCUCGCCACGCAGGGAUCAUCAUGCAGUUACUGUAAGUCCAAAGAACAUAAACUUUUUAAAUGUAAAAAAUUCUAUUUAUUGACAGCACAGGAAAGAAUAUUAUUCAUAGAAAAAAAUAAACUUUGUAUUACAUGUUUAGGUACACAUAAGGGCAAAUGUAGGUUUCACUUCCGAUGUUCAGACUGCAAGGGCUGUCACAACAGCUUAGUCUGCAAUUCUCCCGCCCUGGCACCUCCUGUUACCUUGACAGGCAACAUUGAUAAUAAUGUACUCCUGCCCACAGCAAGAGUAAAGGUGUUCAGCAAGAAUGGCCGAGAGUACCGCAUCAAGGCUUUACUAGAUAGCGGUUCACAGGUAUCGUUAGUGACCUCAAAGGUCAUAAAAAUAUUAGGUUUGACUCCCACACCCAAUAACACAAAUAUUAUUGGCAUAUCUAACACUAAAAAUAAUACAAAGUACUGCAUCCCAUUAGAGGUGCAUUCUAUGCACAUUCCGUUCAAAAAAAUCAUCAACUGUCAUGUAGUAGAAAAUAUAACUUGUAAACUUCCCCAGAGUAACAUUGAUAUUUCCAAAAUUCACAUACCAAAUAAUAUAACUUUAGCCGAUGAACAGUUCAAUGUACCAAGUGAAAUACAUAUACUCAUUGGUGCGGAUGUGUUUUUCCAGACCCUGUUGCCGAGCAAUCAGAGCGUGGUGGUGGUGCCAAUGAACCUCAGCUCACCAGCUGCAAAUGAUCCUCACGGGUCACAACAGGUUCUCCCUACUGCUUCGUGUCACACUACAUCACAAGGGUCUCCAGGGUUUGAAUUACACAUAUUUCCAACACUAUUUGGUCACAUAAUAGGAGGAGGUUUGCCAGUCGAUUUAUCCAAACCAUCUUGUCACAAAGUAGCAUUAAAAUGUGAGCUAGAUAUACAAAAAACAAUUUCUCAGUUUUGGUCUUAUGAAAAGGUCCCAGAAUUAUUCCAUGAAAAAACUUCUGAACAGGAGCUGUGUGAACAAAUAUUUCAAAGCUCUGUCAAAUUAGAAAAUAAUCACUUUCAAGUUGCCUUACCAUUGAAAUUACCUUUAGAAGAUAUUAAUGGUAUAUUAGGCGAAUCCUUUCACCUCGCUUUAAAGAGAUUUUUAAAUUUAGAAAAGAAAUUGCAUUCAAAUCCAAAUCUAUUCAUGCAAUAUCAAAGAUUUAUCCAUGAAUACUUAUCACUUAACCAUGGUCAUUAUAUGGACAUUGAACUGUAUGACAUAAACAAACAAGCAACUUACUAUUUACCCCAUCAUGCAGUAAUAAAUGAAAAUUCAAGUACAACCCGACUUCGGUGUGUAUUUGAUGCUUCAAUGAAAACUGACAAGAAGGUCAGCUUAAACAGUUUACAACUCAAUGGACCGGUAGUGCAAAAAGAUCUUUUUGAUAUACUCAUGCUAUUCAGAUUUGGCAAAUAUACAUUCACAACGGACAUCAAACAUAUGUUCCGCAAUAUAAAAAUUGAUCCCAAAUUCACUUCUCUACAAAACAUACUUUGGAGAGACAAUCCAAGUGAAUCAAUUAAAUGUAUUAGAUUAGACACAGUAACAUACGGUUUAAAAAGCUCUAGUUACUUGGCAAUUAGGUACGAAAAUUUGUAUCCUCUAGCUUCCAACAUAAUUAAUAAUCAUACAUAUGUUGACGAUAUUCUUUACACAGAUCAUGAUUUCAACUCAGUUAUAACUGCAAGGAAUCAACUACGCGAAAUACUCAGUCUAGGUGGAUUUCAUACACACAAGUGGGCCUCAAAUAAUAAAAGCAUACUGUCGGAUAUACCACAGACCGAGCAACAACAUUUUUGUAGUUUAGAUUUGCAAAAAGAAAAUUUCGACAUGAAAGCUUUAGGGCUGCGCAUUAAUGUUAUAGAUGAUAACUUUAUAAUAUCAUCCCCUGAACCGUUUAACCCUAAAGAAAUAACAAAAAGAAGAAUAUUAAGUUACAUAGGUAGGUUCUACGACCCUAUGGGGUUUGCAAGUCCUAUUAUAGUAACAGCAAAGGUCAUCAUGCAAAAAUUAUGGCUACAAAAUAUUGAUUGGAAUUCCACUCCCCCUCUUAACAUUCAAGAAGAGUGGGUACAGUUUACAGCUGAUCUAUUAGCAAUGGAGCCAAUUAAACUAAGUAGAAAUAUAGAUAUUUCAGAAAAUUACACUGCAGAGCUGGUGGGAUUUGCUGAUGCUUCGAGUUCCACGGCCUACGGUUGCUGUGUAUACCUGCGAGUCAACAAAUUAGGUAACUCAAAUGCUUACUUGCUCUGUUCGAAAUCUAGAAUAAAUCCUAUUCAAAAGAAGGGCAUGACAGUGCCAAGGCUUGAAUUGAAUGCUGCACUCUUGUUAUCUAAGUUAAUGGCAAAAACAUAUGAUUCAAUUAAGCUUAAAGUUAAAAUAAAGGAUGUAUAUCUAUUCAGUGAUUCAAAGAUUGUUCUUGCAUGGAUUGACACUGAAUUGAUGCAGCUUCAAGCUUAUAUAGCGAACAGAGUGAGUGUCAUUCGUCAGGCUACAGGUGCCUGGUCAUGGCUUUAUGUCAACACCAAAGAAAAUCCUGCCGACCUCAUCAGCAGAGGGCUAAAGCCAGGCGAGCUGAACCGGUGCCAGUUAUGGUGGAACGGGCCACAGUUUCUACGUAACAAAAUAAGGCGACAGCUGCUCAACAGCUAAUGGGCUCACUGCCAGCCAGCCGUGUCACAGCCACGAGCCGACCGUUCCAGGUUAUCGGCUUGGAUUUUGCUGGGCCUGUAGACGUCAAGCUAUCGCGAAUUAGACGCUCUGUAGUCGGAAAAGGUUAUAUAUGCGUUUUUGUAUGCUUUACCACGAAGGCAGUUCACUUAGAACUGGCUUCGGACUUAACCACAGAAACAUUUCUAGGCUGUCUCAAAAGGCAAAUAAGCAGACGUGGAAAGCCCAGCCAGGUCCACUGUGACAAUUUUAGCUCAUUCAAAUCGGCUAGCAACCAAUUAAAUGAAUUGUAUAAGCUGCAUGCAUCUCAGUAUCACCAGGCAAACGUACAAAAAUUUGCUGCAGAACAAGGUAUAAAUUUCCAUUUCAUUCCGUGCUAUUCUCCUACAUUUGGUGGUCUCUGGGAGGCAGCAGUUAAAAGUACAAAAUACCAUUUAAGGCGAGUUGUACAAAAUAGUUUAUUAACAUAUGAACAGCUUAACACAGUUCUUUGUGAGAUUGAAGCUGUACUUAAUUCAAGACCAUUGUUAUCACUCUCAUCUGAUCCAGAUGACUUUUGUUAUUUAACACCUGGUCACUUUAUUAUUGGUAGUGCGUUAACUAUGUAUCCAGAAAACAAUUUAAUUAAUGUACCUAAAAAUAAACUUAAGUUUUGGCAGCUAUGUACUAAUUUAAAACAACAAUUUUGGAAGGUUUGGCAUAAAUAUUAUUUAAAUAUUCUCCAAAAUAGGCCAAAAUGGCGCCAAGACCAGAAUAAUGUUAAAGUAGGAAGUUUAGUUAUUCUAAAGGAUGAUAAUUUAUAUCCUAUGUACUGGCCCAUGGCACGAAUUGUAAGAUUAUGUCCUGGUCACGAUGGAAAGGUCAGGGCCGUCGAGGUCAUUACCCCAAAUAAAAAAACACACGUUCGGGCCAUUAACAAAAUAUGUGUAUUGCCAAUAGAUUCCAAUUAGUAUUUAAUUAUUAUAAGAAUGUUUAUUAAGAAAAUUUUAAAUUUAACAUUGUAAGCAACAAUUAAACUUAACUUGUAAAAUGUUUAAAUUUCCAGUUUACAUAUUAUUUAACAAUUGUAUAGUUCAUAACAUCAUGAGGCCGCAGCAUGUUGCAGGCAACAUUAUGGUAAAUAAAGGAAUUGUAUAAAAUCGUGCUGGCAACACUGCCCGCCGAUUGUAAUUUGUAAUCGCUCCUCUUGCCUUCCGACCACCGGCCUAUGUACACAUGUUCAAUUUAUAUUUCUCAUAAUUAAAGUGAUUUUUCCAUUCA